AUGUACACUAGAUCGAACAAUAUGGCUAGUGGUUCAGCUUUCAGCAAUGUUCUCAAAGCAAAGGAAGAUUUACAAAAGUCUCCUGAACAAUUAGAACAAGAAAAACGUUCUAUAAUCGCCCAGCGAGUACCACCAUUGCAAUUAGAUGGUAAAACAAAAGACGAUCUGAUUGAAAAGGCCAAACAAUUUCACAGUCUUCUUCAACAAUUACAUGGCGCUAUCUAUGAAUUAACUGAACGGUUUGAACGACAAAAAUAUGAUAUGGUUGAAUUGACUGAGCGAGCUCGUCAAAUUGAAAAAGGAAAAGCUAAAACACGCAAAUCAAACAUCGUUCACACUGGUCUCGGAGGUGGUCUUUUUACAGGUGUAAAUGAUAUAACAUCCCAAGCACCGCCAAAAGUAUCACUUUUCAGUCGAUACGAACGGCUUACUGAUCGUCGUACGUUCAAAGAUCGUCGUGAUGUUUGGGCUACAGAUAAACCAAAGACGGACUUUGUAGCUGAACGUCCAAAAGCAAAAAUAAAACAAGUUGAUUCGAAUGCUGAAGCUGCACCAGCACGUAAACCAAGACGUCCCGCUGCGGCUCCUGAAAAACAAAAAUCCGAAGAACAUACGGAAGAUUUACCUCCUCCUCCUCCUCCAGCCGACGAGGAAGAAGAACACGAAGAAGAAGCUCCACCAGCACCAGAAGAGCCCGCUGAGGAAGAACCAGCUGCUGCUGCCGAAGAAGAACCAGCAGCAACCGAAGAAGCUGCUGAGGAGGAAGAAGAAGAAGAAGAAUAG
Molecule: messenger RNA, 783 nt
Organism: Adineta ricciae
Lineage: Eukaryota; Metazoa; Rotifera; Eurotatoria; Adinetida; Adinetidae
Source: the annotation of a GenBank genome assembly